Messenger RNA from Tupaia belangeri chinensis (Chinese tree shrew), 939 nucleotides. RefSeq names its product chromosome unknown C3orf49 homolog (gene CUNH3orf49). Bases 55 to 939 code for a protein of 294 amino acids. NCBI's taxonomy places the organism in Eukaryota, Metazoa, Chordata, Mammalia, Scandentia, Tupaiidae. The transcript is spliced from 5 exons. The record is from RefSeq and is a predicted model, not a curated record.
UGCGCUGAAAAGCUAAAGAACUCAAAACAGCUAGUACAAGUGAAGCUGACAGCAAUGGACCGCUCUCAGAUGUACAUAUCAGAGCCCUUCAAAGUAGCCUAUGGAAAAGUUGGCCAGUCACGAAGAUUCCAGCAACUCAAAAAGAAAAAUGGCUCCAUCAAAAAGAAGGGGAUUGAAAGAUGGCAUAGAGCUGUGUCUACCAACUUAGUAAAACAAAAUGUACUGGUCCCCAAAGAGGAAUCAUCCAGUGAUGGUGACAUGGGGUUUCAUGAAAGCCAGCAAAAUCAGAAAAAAAAUUUGAUGAAGAAAGUGAAAACUGCUUUUGGCAGGAUGCUGUCAUACAAAUACAGAAGCAAGCCAGCAAGUGCCAACAGAGAAGCCUCCACUCACCAUAAGGAAGUCCUCCUCUCAAACACACAGAGCCUUCUUCCCAGAAUGGUCAAGGAGCUUCCAUCUCCCAAGUUAUUUAGCAAACCAAGAAUGAGAAAGCUCUCAGAGAAUGCAACUAUACAACUCGAUGUCGUAGAAGCAGAGACAGAGGAGAUAACACGGGGAAAUACACUCCUCAGGGCCAGGAGAACGACAAAGCGAUUAUCUGUUACAUCUCUUCCUUCAGGACUGCAAAAGGUUCCAUAUUCAUCAAAAAAGAGACCACACUUUCUAGUUCUUAAAAAAAAGAAACAUGGCAUGGGACGCAUCCUCCGAAAAUCAGAUUUGACCGUGGGAAAGCUUCAGAUGCAGGUGGAUGACCUCAUAGAAACAGUGACUGAUAAAUCUAUGAAGUUACUGGCCCAGAGACAUGCUGAGCUUCAACAGUGUGAAUUUCUAGGUGACGAAAUUCUUCAGUCUUCUAAGCAGUUUCAGAGAAUGUCCAAGAGAACCAUGAGGAAAUAUAAACUGAAAAAUGUGUGUUUUCCAUGUACCUGCUGCUGCUUCUGA